This is a messenger RNA of Myodes glareolus (Bank vole), 3100 nucleotides long. It is a transcript of the gene Ccdc97, whose product is annotated as coiled-coil domain containing 97. Lineage: Eukaryota; Metazoa; Chordata; Mammalia; Rodentia; Cricetidae. The record is from RefSeq and is a predicted model, not a curated record.
UAGUGACUGGGUGCAGUUUAAGCACUCGGUCAGUGACGCUUCCAUAGCCGGAAAUGGUUGCGGCUGCUUAAGGUCCGUGCUGGUUUCCGGACCUCGCUGCGGCGGUUAAUGAGUCGGAGACUUGGGAUGGAGGCCGUAGCAGUCGGGGCGGUAACGGACAAGUCCGAUGAUGACAGUGUGGAGCCCAGAUGUGUGCACUGGGGGGAGCUGAGCCAGGCUCCUGUUCCAUCUGCACCCCAGGACAAGGAGACAAAAGAGAGUAUACCAGGAGUCCCCGAUGGUGACAUCUCCCAGGCUGAGAGUCCGGCCGUGAGUGCCAUGCUGCAUGCCAUUGCCGCAAGCCACCUGCCUGUGUGCAGCCAACAGCAGGGCGAGCCUGACCUGACAGAGCAUGAGAAAGUGGCCAUCCUGGGCCAGCUCUAUCACGAGAAGCCACUGGUGUUCCUGGAGCGUUUUCGCACCGGUCUCCGGGAAGAGCACCUGGCCUGCUUUGGCCACCUGCGUGGGGACCACCGUGCUGACUUCUACUGUGCCGAGGUGGCCCGGCAAGGCACUGCCCGACCCCGAACCCUGCGCACCCGCCUGCGUAACCGACGUUAUGCUGCCCUGCGAAAGCUCAUCCAAGGAGGCGAGUACUUCAGCGAUGAGCAGAUGCGGUUCCGGGCCCCGCUGCUGUAUGAGCAGUACAUAGGACAGUACCUCACACAGGAAGAGCUCAGUGCCCGCACACCAGCCCCCCAGGCCCCCAGACCCAGCUCCCCCAGCACACCUGCCUACCCACUCUCCGACCUGCUCUUCCAGUCCUACCAGGAACGGGAGCUGCAGCAGAAGCUGCUCCAGCAACAAGAAGAGGAGGAUGCCUGCUUUGAAGAGGAAGAGGACAGUGAUGAGGAAGACCAGAGGUCAGACAAGGACUCGGAGUCCUGGGUGCCCGACUCAGAGGAGAGGCUGAUCCUGAGGGAGGAGUUCACCAGCCGCAUGCAUCAGCGAUUCCUGGAUGGCAAAGAUGGGGGCUUUGACUACAGCGCGGUGGAUGACAACCCUGACUUUGAUAACCUGGACAUUGUGGCACGCGACGAGGAGGAGCGAUACUUUGAUGAAGAAGAACCCGAGGAUGUGCCCAGCCCAGAGCUAGAUGGGGACUGAUGGCUCCCACCCUUCCAGCCAGUGACACACCUUGCCCAUCCCCCUACAGGCAGCUGAUUACAGGCAGCUGAUUACAGGCUGGCUUAGUGACUUGGGGGCCAUCAGGGCAGGCCCCCAGGCCUGACACACUUCAGACAAUGCCCACACUUCUGUUUAUGGGGUUUCCACUCUUCUGGAAAGUCAUUGCCCCUCUCUCCUUGGCCCUACCUCUCUGUCCUUUCUCUUUGAGAUGGGGUCUCACCGAGGAGCUGGCUAGCCUGUUGCUUUGUAGCCCUGGCUGUCCUGAAACUCUGUCCUCUUGUCUCUGCCUCCCACAUGCUGUGCAUGCCCUGGCCUACCAGUCUUGUUCUUAUCCCCUCUCCCCUCUUUUAGUUUCUUAGGUCUCCAACAUCUGUGCAUCCACCCUUCUGCCUUUCUCUGUGUUAUGGGUGCUGUGCCCACACAGAGCCCUGAACGAUUGUGGCUGCAGCUGUCACAUGGAUUCUAGUGUUUAGAUCAGGCUGCGCCCAGUUCUGGGCUUUUCCAUUUCUCUGUGCCCGUGUCCUACACUGGUCCCCUCUCUCCUGUACCUCAGUCUUCAGGCCUUCUCAUCCCUUCUGUGUGUCCAUUCCGUUUCUCUCCAGGCCUCUGCCUUACUGUCUGUCCCUGUCUCAGCCUUUAUGUCUCUGCUCCUCUAUGUCCCCGCCCCCAGGCCUGGCAGCUAUGGGCAGCAGAAGCCUGGGUACCCAGUGAGACUUCCCUCUGGGUGGGGGUCAGGGGAACCCAGAGGGCACCAGGCUCUGCUGCUCCCUUUGGACCUUGGCUGGGAAUGCUGGCAGAGAGAGGCAGAGCUGGGAACCACAGGGCCAGCUUGAGUGUAGGAGGCACUUGAAGAAGGGGACCGUCCCCUAUUAGCCCCCCUUCCUAGCCACAAUUUUCCUUUUCUUCACUUCUUCCACCUCCCUCCCCCUCUCCUGUUUACACUCUCCAAGUACACAUAGGCUGUUAUCAUGUGUCUUGAGUCACCUCUCCCCCUCUCUCUCUCUGUCUCUCUCUCUCUCUGUCUCUCUGUCUCUCUCUCUCUCUCUCUCUCUCUCUCUCUCUCUCACACACACACACACACACACACACACACAGAGAGCCUGCCCUAGUGUCCCUGCCCCCAGCAGGCCACAGGGCCCGCCCCACAGGGCCCUCCCCACAGAGCCCCCUGCUGCCUGGGACUAAUGAGAGCCAGAUGGCUGCCUGUGAGUCAGCCAUGGCCUGUGGGAACCCAGACGUCCUACCUUCCCAUGCCCCACACCCGGCUCCUGCUGCCCCAGCAGAUAGAAGGGACCUGCUACUGUCCCUUCUGAGGAUGGAGGCUAAUGUGUCUGAGCCUGAAGAGGCAAGCUACUCUGAGACAAUUGUGGCAUUCUAUUUGGCUAUACCUGCAGGACCCUUAAAACUGCUUUCUUGAGCUAAAGUCCUGACCCCUGGGUCAACUAAACUCACCCAGAGAGCUACUCGGGACAGAGGGUGUUGGCAUGAAAGCUUGAAAUAUGGAAACGACCUCAGUAGUUCCACCUGGGCCAGGCUGCCUGAGGCAGUGGUGACACCUCUUGACAACCUGAUCCAGACUGUCAACUGCCACUUGUCACAAAUGACGAAACAGCCCAGAAAAGCUGUUGAGAUCACCUGGCCUUCCAGGCAGAGCAAGACUAGAACACACUCCUACAUGCCACUCCUGCCAGCGUGUGACUGUGGGGGCCAGACAACAGAGGGGACAGAAGACAAACCGAGAGAGCCUGUGGGAGAUGGAAGUGCCAUGGCAUGUGUACGAGUGAUGUGCUGUUACAGCCCUGCCCUUGUCCCCCAGAGGCCUGCUGGGGGCUCCCAGCAGGAGCCAAGAGUGCUCUUUGGGGAGCUGGGUUAGCUUAAGUCUUUUCAGUUGACCAGUGUUCUGUCUGAUUAUUAAACUGAUUGAAGACAGAAA